Molecule: messenger RNA, 201 nt
Organism: Adineta ricciae
Lineage: Eukaryota; Metazoa; Rotifera; Eurotatoria; Adinetida; Adinetidae
Source: the annotation of a GenBank genome assembly
AUGAAAUCAAGUUUUGGCUUUCUCCUCUUGAUCAGCACACUCUUGACAACAACAACAGCUACUCCAAUCUCACCUGCUUCGACAACUGAAUCAACUGUUGCUGUUUUGUAUCCAACAGACUUCAUAUUUGUCUUCAAUCCAUCGAAAAUCUAUGCACAAUUAAGACUUACACAACGAAUGAAGCAAGUGAUGAAAAACUAA